CCCGCGCCGCGCUAUCGGUGGCGCACCAUGGCGGACCAGAGCGCCGUCUGCAGCUUUGUGUUCAAGAAGCGGGUCCGAGCCGCGGGCAGCGGCCGGCGGAAACGGCCCGGCAGCGACCAGGAGAGGGAGAGCAGCGGGGACGAGGGCAGCACCGUGGUGCGGAAGGAGCGGCGGCGGGACACCCCCAACCCCAUGAUCCAGAAGACCAGGCGCUGCACGAGGGAGAGGCCGGAGUACGCGCCGAGCAGCAGCGAGGAUGAGGAUCCCACCAAGGACAUCGGGGUCACCUACAAAUCCACCAGGUCGGCGAAACCUGUUGGCCCAGAAGACAUGGGAGCCACAGCAGUGUAUGAACUGGACACGGAGAAGGAGAAGGACGCCCAGGCCAUCUUCGAGCGCAGCCAGAAAAUCCAGGAGGAGCUGAGAGGGAAGGAAGACGAUAAAAUUUACCGUGGCAUUAACAACUACCAGAAGUAUGUGAAGCCCAAGGACACGUCGAUGGGAAAUGCCUCUUCAGGAAUGGUCAGGAAAGGCCCCAUCCGUGCUCCGGAGCACCUGCGGGCCACGGUGCGCUGGGACUACCAGCCCGACAUCUGCAAGGACUACAAAGAGACCGGCUUCUGCGGCUUCGGGGACAGCUGCAAAUUCCUGCACGACCGCUCGGACUACAAGCACGGCUGGCAGAUCGAACGGGAGCUGGACGAGGGUCGCUACGGCGUCAACGAUGACGAAAACUACGAGGUGAGCAGCGAUGAGGAGGACAUGCCUUUCAAAUGCUUCAUCUGCAGAGGAUCCUUCAAGAACCCUGUGGUCACCAAGUGUCGGCACUACUUCUGUGAGAGCUGUGCCCUCCAGCACUAUCGCAAAUCCCAGCGCUGCUACGUCUGCGACAAGCAAACCAACGGGGUCUUCAACCCUGCCAAAGAGCUCAUGGCAAAAUUGGAAAAACACAAAGGGGAAGAAGAAGAGGAGCAACAGUCAGACCAUGAAGAGGACCCACAGUAGCAGAACAUUUUGUACAUAACCAAAUAAAGCUUUUGUAGGAGAACAAAAAAUACCAGAGCUGUAGCCAGGGCUUGUGUAUCCAACCAGGAGCUACCGAACGGUGCCCACCUGUGCUGGACUCCAUCUUUGCUGCCCUGUGGGGGCACAGGGCAGGACAGGUAAAGACUCAAGGGCUGUGAGCAAUCUGCUACCCCCAGGACACCCAAAGGCAGCUGGGGAAGGAGGGUGAACGUUCAGUAAUGUAAUUGCUGCUUCUGACCAUGGCGCUGCUGUUUCACUCCCUGCUGCUGUGUAAGCCUGGAACAAAGUUAAUUUAAGCCCCUGAACUUUGGGCAUGGAGCAAGCUGCAGGGAUGAGAAAUAAGAGCUUGCAUUAAGUUCAUGCUUCACCCUAAAAAUGCUAAUUCAUGGGAAAGCAAGCUGGAGCACUGCAGGUACUGGGCAUUUGUUCCCUCCUGUCUUGGUUCCUAGAAUUCAAGGUAGGGAUAGAACUUCAAUGGGCUACACACCUCUUGGAUCAGCCCUGUUGGUAAGAUUUCAUAACAAGCCAGGAAAUCAACAUCUUACUAACAGUAAGAUUGAAUCAGAAGCCAAACCUGAUCGUAGGGAGGAAGCAGAACUGAGCCUGACCUUAACAAACACCCCUGCAACUGGGAGAAUUUUACUGAAAACUUCCAGAAAAGAGCGAGUGCAGGUGUUUGCAGCUUGUUGCUUUAGCUGAAGUACAUUUCUGAAGCAUGAAUUGGUGAGCUGCAUGAAACUAAGGAGGUAAAAGCAAGCAUGCACAGCCAGCCUGUCCCCCUCUGCAAUUCACUCCAUCAUCCUGCACAGACAGCAGAUUUAAAAAACAACUUCAGAAAUAUU
Messenger RNA from Hirundo rustica (Barn swallow), 1868 nucleotides. Its product is annotated as E3 ubiquitin-protein ligase RNF113A-like. Bases 28 to 1005 code for a protein of 325 amino acids. Gene Ontology annotation, cellular component: U2-type spliceosomal complex. Gene Ontology annotation, biological process: snoRNA splicing. NCBI's taxonomy places the organism in Eukaryota, Metazoa, Chordata, Aves, Passeriformes, Hirundinidae. Gene Ontology annotation, molecular function: metal ion binding. The record is from RefSeq and is a predicted model, not a curated record. The transcript is spliced from 10 exons.